Messenger RNA from Coregonus clupeaformis (lake whitefish), 5128 nucleotides. It is a transcript of the gene ktn1, whose product is annotated as kinectin 1. The record is from RefSeq and is a predicted model, not a curated record. Lineage: Eukaryota; Metazoa; Chordata; Actinopteri; Salmoniformes; Salmonidae. Gene Ontology annotation, molecular function: kinesin binding. The transcript is spliced from 33 exons. Gene Ontology annotation, cellular component: endoplasmic reticulum membrane. Gene Ontology annotation, biological process: microtubule-based movement; protein transport. The coding region runs from base 568 to 4128 and encodes 1186 amino acids.
GAUGUCAAAGGGUGGGAAGGGGGCGAUGAGAUGGAGAGGAAUUUUGAGGAAGCUUGUGGACUUAUGAAUGAUGCUGUUUGACUAUAAAUGGUCUCCUAUAAUGAUAUUCAAUGACAUUGUUGUUAGAUGUUCCCAUGGGGGGCCAGUAUGAAAAAUGUAUGCACUCACUAAAACUAAGUCGCUCUGGAUAAGAGUGUCUGCUAAAUGACUAAAAUGUAAAUGUUGAGUAUUUGUUUUUAUCUCGAUGUUAAUCUGUAAUAUUUUAAGAUUUUUUUUAUAUUUUCCUAAAGUGUCUUAUUAACUUGACAUGGAGCUGGACAACAAGGGAGGGGCCCACAUUUUUAACACCCACGUAGCUUCAAAACCCCUAUCAGAGAAGAAGGCCCUGCCUUUCCAACGUCGUCGUCUCCAGUCUCCUCCCUUCAUUGAAUUCUACGCUGUGUCCUGAGACAUAUCGACCCGCCCACGCGAAACAAGAUACACGGGCAGCGUUGAGUUGUGCAGCUCUGGGGAACUCACCAUUUCAUUUCAACAUUUAGGAAACUGCGGAAUUAAAACACCUCAGGAAUGGCGCUGGACAUCUAUGACUCUCAGUACCUGGUGAUCUUGGCCCCCUGCCUGGUCAUCGCCCUCAUCUUCCUCUUCUUCUGGCUCUUCAUGAAGGAGACCUCUUAUGACGAGGUGCUGGCCAGGCAGAAACGAGACCUCAAGCUGCCACCCUCCAAACCAGACACCCGCAAGAAGAACGACAAGAAAAAGAGCAAGAAGAAAGAGGGCAGUAGCAGAGGGGAUGGAGGAGAGUCUGAGGACGACCUGCGGGACUUUGACGUGGCUGACGCCGUGAGCAGCUUCACCGCUGAGGAGGAGGAGGAGGAGGAGCCUGCCCCUGUGGCUCCGCCUACCCCCGUUCCUGCCCAUGUGGCAGCGCCAGCCGAGGCCCCUGCAGGGGUGAGGGAGAGGAAGAAGAAGGAGAAGAAAGCCGUAAAGGCAGCUGCCGCUGCAGCCGCUCCCCCUGCCGAGGAAACUGCGUUGAACGGCUCCAAGCAAGCCAGCCACAAAGCAGAGCCCCCUGCCCCAGUGGUUAAACCCAGUCCCCCCUCACCCCAGCCUGACCCUCAACCCCCAGCCCAGGCUCAGACCCCCCCCCAGUCCUCUGGCAAGAAGAAGAAGGAGAAGAAGCAGAAGACAGAGGCUGUGGAAGAAGAGAUUAAGGUGGAGAAAGCUCCAGCUCCAGUCAAAAAGGAGGCUCCCGUGCCCGUGGAAACGAAAGCCCAGGAUGGUGCUGCCCCCCCAGCCACCACCUCAACCAGUGGCAAAAAAAAGAACUCUGCCAAGAAGCAGAAGACUGAGCAUGGCCAAGUGGAUGAUGUCCAGCCUGACUCUGCAGCUCCUGCUAACCACCAUGGUGAUGCGCCCUCCAAGGGGAGUGUCAAGAAACAGAAGAACGAGAUGGAUAAAGAGAACUCUGAGGUGAAGCUGAAGGAGCUGCUUUUGGGCCUGGGCAGUCUGGCCUUGUCACAGGCAGAGGCUGUCAGUGUGGUCACUGUGCUUAAAGAGAAGAACCCGUCUGCCCUGGACGCUUGGCAGAAGUCUGCAGCUAAGGCUGACCCCUCAUCCCUGGAGAGAGAGAGGCUCCUCACCACUCUGCAGGAGGAGGCCUCCAUCGCCAAGGACAAGGUCCAGCAGCUCAGCAAGGAGCUGCAGCAGGAGAAGCAGAAGACUGUGAGAGUGGAGGCUGUUCUGAGGGACCAGCGUGGGGCACUGGAGAAGGAGCUGAAUGUCAUGCAGGCUAAAUCCCAGGGAGAGCUCCAGGGCAUGCAGAUGAAGUUCCAGAAGCUGAGGGAGCAGCUGGAGGGUCAGAUCGCCAGGCUGCAGCAGGAGAACGGCAUCCUGAGAGACGCAGUCAGCUCUGCCACCAACCAGAUGGAGAGCAAGCAGUCGUCGGAGCUGAACCAGCUGCGCUCAGAGUACUCUGGUCUGAUGAAGGAGCUGGCGGAGAACAACAACAAGCUGCAGCAGGAGGAGCACCAGAGGAAGUCGCUGGAGGUCAACUACAAGCAGAACGUGUCUCAGCUGGAGGCUCAACUGCAGGAAGCUAAGCGCCGCUGGGACGAGCUCCAGAACUACCUCCACAAUGUCAACGCAGAGAGGGAGAAACUUCAUGCUGCUAAAGAAGAGCUGCAGAGCCAGCUGCUGGCGGUGGAGACGGAGAUGAGCAACAAGAACAAGGAGAUCCAGACGCUGCACAGCAGCCUGACCGACACCAUCGUGUCCAAGGACCAGGUGGAGCAGAAGGUGAUGCAGCUGCUGGAGGUGUCCCAGCACAGCCUGACUGACAACUCAGCGCAGGUCCAGGAUCUCCUGAAGGAAAACAGUGGCCUUCAGGCCCAGAUUAAGACUCUGCAGGCCCAGUUGAGCUCACAGGCCUCUACUGUCUCCCACUUUGAGGAGCUCCAGAAGCUGCUGGCUGAGAAGGAGCUGCAGAGGAAGAGUCUGGAGGACUCCCUGAAUGGCGAGAGGAGCAGUGGCGCCAGCAGGGAAACUAACAUGCAGGCCAUGCACAAUGAGAACAUGUCACUGAAGCUAGAGCUCCAGAAACUGCAGACUCAGAUCUCUGAACAGACUGCUUCUCAGCUGGCCUUGGACCAGUUCCAGAGGAGUUUCCAAGAGAGGGAGGAGAACAUCAAGACUGUGGAGGACCUGCUGAAGAUGGGGCUGAUUGAGGUGGCCAAUAAGGAGGAGGAAUUGAAGACUGUAAGACAAGAGAAUGAGGCUCUGAAACAAGAGAUGGAGGCUUUAAAGCAGCAGACUACUGAACAUACGAUAGUGGACGCACUACAGAGCAAGAUCCAAGAGAAAGAUGAGCAGAUUAAGUCAAUGGAGGAGAGCCUACAGACAGCACAGGCGAGUGACUCCAGCAAUGGGAUGACCAUUAAGUCUCUGGAGCAGCAGGUGGUGGGGCUGGAGCAGCUGAGACAGAAGGAGGCUGAGGACACCACCAGUGCCAGCAACCAGCUCCUAGAACUACAGACACAGCUUGCUGCUAAGGACCAGGAGAUCCAGACACUACAGAGUGAGUUGGAGGCGAGGGCCAAGGAGGUGAGCGACAAGGUGCAGGAGCUACAGCAGCAACAGCAAACCCACACAGAGGCCCCAAGCCCAGAACUGCUGACAGCAUUGGCAGAGAAGGAGAAGCAGGUGUCUGAUCUCCAGGGAGAGCUGGCUAAGCUGAGGGAGUCCCUGGAGCUUCACAGGAACAAGAACAACGAGAACCAGAAAGCCCUAGAGACAGCCCAGGCAGAGUGUCGAGAUGUUUUGCACAGACUGCUACCCAACGUGCCUCUGCCCACUGAACAUAACCACCAGGAGUGGCUGCAGAGGUUUGAGACUGCAGUGAAGGAGGCCCCAGCAGCAGAGCCCAGCCCUGCCCCUGAUGCAGCACCUGAACCAGCUGCAGCUCCAGGGGGCUCAGAGGACACCAAGAUAUUGGCUGAUAAGCUGAAGGAAUCGGAAGAGGCCCAGAAGGUUCUACAGAAAGAUUGUGAGACGUACAAGAAAGUGUUGGCUGAGACGGAGGGCAUCCUGCAGCGCCUCCAGAGCUGUGUGGAGCAGGAGGAGUCUCGCUGGAAGGUGAAACUGAAUCUGUCACAGACAGAGCUGAAAGAGAUGAGUAUGAAAGUGGCAGCACUGGAGCAGGAGGUGGACAGACUGAGCGACGGUGGGGAGUUGGUCAACUUGAGAAGAGACAAGCAGUACCUUGAGUCUGAGCUGGAGCGAGCAGAGCGCGAGAGCGCCACCUAUGGGACGGAGGUCAGCGAGCUGAAGACCCAGCUGACUGAGACUCUGUCUAAACUGGAGAGCGAGGAGAGUGAGAGGCAGAAGGUGGCUGGGGAUCUCUAUAAGGCCCAGCAGUCUCUGGACCUGAUCCAGGAGGAGAUCUGCAAAGAGACGGGCCAGGGUGACCUGAUAGAGAACAGCAACCUCUCAUCACACGAGGAGAUUGACAGGAAGGAGAAGAAGACGGCAGGCCUAAACCAAACUGUGAGGGAACUGCAGCAGCUGCUACAGGCUGUCAACCGGCAACUCACCAAGGGACAGGAGGCGGAAUCAGACUUGUCUGAAGUAUAGGGAGGGGAGGAUGGACCCUCUCUACAGAGACAACCUCUCCACCUCUACCACUCCUCUCCUAUCAUGCCCUCAUCUUCUCCUGCUACACUCCUCGCUUUCCCUUUCACCUGUACUGUAGGCAGCCUUUUGCUGACCCCCUGCCCAGCGCUGACCUAUAACCUCUGACCUCCACCUGCUCCUCCUCAGCAGGGUCAGGGAUAGACCUGGCUGGGCCCCAGAGGAGAGGGGCUCCCUUAAACUACAAACAUGCCGAACACCAAACCAGACCUUACUACUGCAAAGUCCCACCACAUUCCUCAUGAUCCCUACAGUAGCACAGCCAGAGCUAAAGGCAUCCUACACAUUCAGACUGUGUGGCAUACCCCCGUUCAGUACCCCCCUUUUUUCAAUGGAACGCUUUGAAUACAGACAUCCUAUUUCCCUGUCUAGUUUUCUUUGUCAAGAGAGCGAUGAAGUGGAUUCCUAAAUGAACUUUGGGUUCUCUGACCUUUUUUAAGUUAAAAAGGACAAAUAUAUUGUUUAAAAAUGUAACUGUUAGGACCUGCUGACUUUACACUACAAUUGUUGAUCUCUUUGACUCCUGUCCCGACAACUCAAACACGUACUGUACAUGUGUUGAUUCAUGAAACAUAGCUACUAUACAUGCAUACUUUGGCUGAGUAUUGGGAGGGAGGGCAAGAGGAUAGGAGAGGGUCCCAGCAUGUCAGACGGGUCACUAAGUAACUAACCAUGGAGAUGCAUAGAGGAAGUCUGUAAAAUGGAGAUGCAUAGAGGAAGUCUGUAAGUGCAGCGCUGGUAUGAGGGAGGCUGUGGCCCUGCCUCGCUGUGGGAGCAGAACGACAGGUCUACAGAGUUGAGGCUUUUAAUCCUUCUGUAACUACUCGAGGAAUCCCAUAUCUGUAUUCAACGCUCGCUAUAUUGUUGGUAAUUUCAUUAACACUGAAUAUUUCGUGUUUUUUUUGUAACAGGUGAUCGUUAGUAAAAGGGAUGCUUGAUAAAU